Molecule: messenger RNA, 444 nt
Organism: Miniopterus natalensis
Lineage: Eukaryota; Metazoa; Chordata; Mammalia; Chiroptera; Miniopteridae
Source: RefSeq, a predicted model, not a curated record
UAGCGACCACGUCUGUUGCUCUCCCGACCAUGCCCGAGCCGGCCAAGUCCGCGCCCGCCCCGAAGAAGGGCUCCAAGAAGGCGGUGACCAAGGCGCAGAAGAAGGACGGCAAGAAGCGCAAGCGCAGCCGCAAGGAGAGCUACUCGGUCUACGUGUACAAGGUGCUGAAGCAGGUGCACCCCGACACCGGCAUCUCGUCCAAGGCCAUGGGCAUCAUGAACUCCUUCGUCAACGACAUCUUCGAGCGCAUCGCGGGCGAGGCGUCGCGCCUGGCGCAUUACAACAAGCGCUCGACCAUCACGUCGCGGGAGAUCCAGACGGCCGUGCGCCUGCUGCUGCCCGGGGAGCUGGCCAAGCACGCCGUGUCCGAGGGCACCAAGGCCGUCACCAAGUACACCAGCUCCAAGUGAUGCCCCGGCAGAGCGACUGAUCGGUCUCGCUCAC